Chelonus insularis is the source of this 796-nucleotide messenger RNA. RefSeq lists its product as uncharacterized. The transcript is spliced from 4 exons. Lineage: Eukaryota; Metazoa; Arthropoda; Insecta; Hymenoptera; Braconidae. Bases 110 to 448 code for a protein of 112 amino acids. The record is from RefSeq and is a predicted model, not a curated record.
UUUUUCACAUUCGGUCCACCUUUAUAAACCCAAUGCUCAGCAGUGGACAACCAGAACUGUAUCUGCAUUCGUUCAAAGAAUUACUUCUGUUUUUUUCUAUUCAACUAUCAUGUACUCUCACGCCUUUGUUUUAGUGUUUUUUGGAGUACUCGCAAUAGCGUGGGCAUCUCCCGUCCCUGGUUAUGAUCAUCACAAACACGUCGUUAUUCACGUACCAUACAAAGUGCACACUGUUCAUCAUCAUCACGUGAAGAAAGUUCCUUACCCUGUUCAUCAUGUAGAAAAAGUUCAUGUCCCCGUACCAGUACAUCACGUUGAGAAAGUUCAUGUUCCCGUACCAUAUCCAGUGGUUGAAAAAGUCCAUGUGCCCGUAAUUGAAAAAGUCCAUGUUCCCGUUCCAGUGCAUGAAGAAAAGCACGGGUGGGAAGACAAAGGGGGAUGGUGGUGAUGAGGAUUUGUAUUAUUAGAGAGUUACAGUUCUCUUCAUGGAUCAAUUUCCAAAUUAGUCCCAAUAUUUUCAGUAACAGAAGUUAGUUUUAAAAUUUAAGAAGUACUUUAAAUUACAACAAAACUGGACUUUUCGAGAGUACAAUUCUUUUUAAUUAGUCAUAUUCUGGAGUAAUAAUUAAGAAAAAAAUGGUAUAAUUAUUCACCAAAGUAGAUAUCAAAAAUACUAUUCGAUCUCACAUCGGAUCCAUCAUAUAUUAAAUGUACAUAAUGUUUGUUGUAUGCGUAAGUGACUAAAUACCGUAAUUUUUGUACUUUCUAUUUUGAAUAAAAAUAUAGACACAAUUAA